Drosophila willistoni is the source of this 3000-nucleotide messenger RNA. RefSeq names its product protein sine oculis. The record is from RefSeq and is a predicted model, not a curated record. The coding region runs from base 997 to 2328 and encodes 443 amino acids. Gene Ontology annotation, biological process: regulation of transcription by RNA polymerase II. The transcript is spliced from 7 exons. Gene Ontology annotation, cellular component: nucleus; transcription regulator complex. Gene Ontology annotation, molecular function: RNA polymerase II cis-regulatory region sequence-specific DNA binding; DNA-binding transcription factor activity, RNA polymerase II-specific. Lineage: Eukaryota; Metazoa; Arthropoda; Insecta; Diptera; Drosophilidae.
GUUUCUCUCUUGCGUUGCUUGCGUGCGGUUCUCGAGCUGCUCUCGCGUUGUUCCCCCCCAAAGGAGCCAGCUCACGUUGCAAACACUUUUUGACCCGCCGGCGUUAACGACGCGCCGACACGUUACUUAAGCACAAAAUCACAAUUCUUAAUAAUUAAUAAUAGCGAAGGAAAAUAAAUAAAUACACAAAAAAGAUUUCAACGCACACCAAAAUCAAAAAAAAAAAAAAACAAAAAAAGGAAAACGGAAAAUUUAUACACAUCAAAAAGAAAUGGGAAAAUAAUUUACGCGCAGCAAAAAGCUAAAGCCAAUCAUCAAUCGAAGUCAGUUUGUGGUCUAAAUAUAAAUAUAUACCGUUAUAUAUAGAGUUUAAGUGUUGUUCAAUUUGUUCAAGUCACGGCAAAAAGCAACGGUAAAAAUAAUUCGCAACACGUGUUAACACACAGUGCGUAUGAAUGAUCUAUUCACUCUGCGUGUGUGUGUGGGUGAGAGAGCGAGAUACAUAGAUCAAAUAGUAUGUCCAUGUAUCAAGUGUGUGUCUGUGUGUGUGUGAGUGUAUAUCAGACAUAUGUCUGACAAAUAUCUCGUGGAUAAGCACAAAAAAUUCUCAUCUAUUAGUGUUAAUAUCUACAUAAAUCUGAAAUAGUUGAAACAACAAAAAGCUAAAAAGCAAAAGCACAAAAAAAGUUACUGCAAACAACUGCAUAAAAAAAAAAACACGGAUACAUAUCAGACCGAUUAAUCAGUAAUACUUCUAUAGUUAUAUAUCUUCAUAGCGCUCAAAAUACCAAAGACUCUUGUUUACCCUCCCCUUCCACCACCCCCACCCAUUUAUUGUAUAUCACAUCUUCUCUUCCCCCACCCCCGGCACAAAAAGUCAAUGUAUUAAUUGCACCUGAUAGGGAAUCGUGAAAUUUAACGCACAGGAAAUAGGAAUCGGUUUUUGUUUGCCCCACACUCACCCGCCCCGCACAGUUUUCGGAAGAGGCAACUAACAUGUUGCAACAUCAUGCCACAGAUUUCUAUGAUUUGGCCGCGGCGAAUGCGGCGGCUGUGCUAACUGCCCGACACACGCCUCCCUAUAGUCCGACGGGAUUGAGUGGUUCGGUGGUGGCGCUGCAUCACAAUAACAACAACAACAACAAUAGCACAAGCAAUAACAACAACAAUUUGGAUAUGUUGACGCACAAUGGAGGAGGAGGCGGAGGCGGAAUAGUUGCCAGUGGAGGUGGUGUGACCACUAGCUUGCACUUGAGUAGCAACAGUAAUGGCACCACAACAGCAGGAGGAGGAGGAGGAGGAGGCAGCGGGGGAGGCGGUGGUGGUGGUGCAUCGUCGGGUAGAGAAACUCUGCCCAGCUUUGGCUUCACCCAGGAGCAAGUGGCCUGCGUGUGUGAGGUACUCCAACAGGCAGGGAAUAUUGAAAGACUGGGCCGUUUCCUUUGGUCGCUGCCACAAUGUGAUAAACUGCAACUGAACGAAUCUGUACUGAAGGCCAAAGCGGUCGUUGCAUUCCAUCGUGGUCAGUACAAGGAGCUCUAUAGACUGCUCGAGCAUCAUCAUUUCUCGGCCCAAAAUCACGCCAAGUUGCAGGCCCUGUGGUUGAAAGCGCAUUAUGUGGAAGCCGAAAAACUGCGCGGAAGACCUUUGGGUGCUGUUGGCAAAUAUCGUGUUCGCCGUAAAUUUCCAUUGCCUCGCACCAUUUGGGAUGGCGAGGAGACGAGCUACUGUUUUAAGGAGAAAUCCCGUUCGGUAUUGAGAGACUGGUAUGCCCACAAUCCGUAUCCAUCGCCGCGUGAGAAAAGAGAUUUGGCCGAGGCCACAGGACUGACCACGACACAGGUUUCCAAUUGGUUCAAGAAUCGCCGACAAAGAGAUCGAGCAGCCGAGCAUAAAGACGGCUCAACUGAUAAGCAACACUUAGACUCAUCCAGCGAUUCAGAAAUGGAAGGCAACAUGUUGUCCAGUCAAAGCGCACAACAGCAACACCAACAACAGCAGCAACAACAAUCCCCCAAUAGCAGCAACAAUAACAACAACAACAACGGCUUACAUUCACAACAACAACAAUUGCAUGUUGCAAGCGAACAAAGUCUGCAACAUCAUCAGCAACAGCAACAACAACAACAGCAGCAGCAACAUCAACAACAACAACUGGUGACAGCAAGUGUUGCUGCCGGUGGCAAUAAGAAUGCAAGUAACACGGCAGCAACACAAAUGCAAAUGCCUCCCCUCUCCGCAGCCGUUGCCUACUCCCAUCUGCAUAGUGUGAUGGGGGCAAUGCCGAUGCCCGCCAUGUACGAUAUGGGUGAAUAUCAGCACUUAUGAUUCUAGUUGGAGGCGGCUGCUGCUGCCAGCACCAGCAAUUGCAGCAGCAGCGGCAACACAACCGGCGGCAGCAACUUCAUCGGCAGCGGCAGCAGCAGCAACCAUUUCGAAUACGAGUGGCCAACGGCAACUGCUCUGCGUCAACGGAGUCAGCAACAGCAAUCGGAGGGCUUUUACUUUUGAAAAAAGGGAAAGAAAACAAAACGACAAACAAACAAACAAUUUCAUUUCAAAUCAAGGCACUUUAGCAUUUCUUCCUGCAACAAAGAGAGACAGAAAUAGAGAGAGAGAGAAGGAGAGAUCGAGAGAGAGAGUUAUAUAGAGGCAACAUAUUGCAGCACAAGCCCCCAAAAUAAAAUACAAAAUAUACAAAACUGCAUCAAGAUCUGUGUACAUAGCUAGGCUCUAGUUUUAGUGCAAAUUGAAUGGACGCAACAGCAAGGGGCAAAAGGACAUGCAAGGACUCGAGUCGAAUCCCCCAACUGUGGUGACUCAUUCAAUUUGCAAAAUGCAAAUCAAAUCGAAAUGUGCAAACAAUUAAAUUAAUAAUAAAUAUAUUCUAUAUACACAAUACAUCUCUAUGUAUUUAAAUUAUACAUUUUAAAUUGUAUGUAGCUCUUAGAAAUUAUACUAUUAUAAACAAUUUUUUGUUAACAAAUAAUUACAAGAAAA